Messenger RNA from Branchiostoma belcheri (Belcher's lancelet), 676 nucleotides. RefSeq lists its product as uncharacterized. Lineage: Eukaryota; Metazoa; Chordata; Leptocardii; Amphioxiformes; Branchiostomatidae. The coding region runs from base 289 to 657 and encodes 122 amino acids. The record is from RefSeq and is a predicted model, not a curated record. The transcript is spliced from 2 exons.
CGCAUAGAAGUGAUUGACAAUGAUUUAACAUCUCUUUUUUCACUAGACUGCUGAAUUCAAAUGUUAUAGUCGUAAAGACAUAUCUAUGACAGUUCCAAGAAUACCCGCGCAAUGUCCUAACGCCCGACAACUGUCACAGUGUCCAGUUCAAGUCUACAGUUUUCUGGAUAUGUCCAUGUUGAUCGCUUCACUGUAUGCUGGGGCUGGUCUAGAUCCGGUCUUGACGCCAUGGACGUGUAGGUCCCGAAGUCCGUCGGUAUUUAUUUAUUUAUUGAUCUCAAUACGCCCAUGUUGGUUGGAGGAAUCCCGGAGGAGGUGGUUGUGAUCCCGUUGGUGGAUAUGGUCCCGGAGGGGGUGGUUGUGAUCCCGUUGGUGGAUAUUGCAGUCCCGGAGGAGGUGGUUGUGAUCCCGUCGUUGGAUAUGGCAGUCCCGGAGGGGGUGGUUGUGAUCCCGUUGGUGGAUAUUGUCCUGGAGGAGGUGGUUGUGAUCCCGUUGGUGGAUAUGGCAUUCCCGGAGGACGUGGUUGUGAUCCCGCAGGUGGAUCUUGUCCCGGAGGGGGUGGUUGUGAUCCCGCAGGUGGAUCUUGUCCCGGAGGGGGUGGUUGCCCGCCGAGUGGUGGUGUUGUCCCGGACGAAAUGGUUGCGAUCUUGCCGGUAGUCUCAGUCUCAGAAGGGGU